AAAACUGUAUUGAGGAAAACACACAGACCACUCCCGGCUUACAAACAUACCGGACGUCUGCGGGAUAAAUAAUAAUACAAAAUACUGUGUAGUGUGUUAAUUUGUGAAAAAAUGAUAUACAACAUAAACUUUAUUCUGCUAAUGUUCGCAUCUUUAAUGAGUUUUCGUUUGGUGCAAGGACAAUUGUCAUGUUUUACUCCUGGUGGUGAAAGAGGACAAUGCAUUUCUGUACUGAAUUGUCUAUCUUUAGUUACAAUAAUAAAUAAAAAGGACAGAACACAACAAGACAUAGAUUUUUUAAGAAAAUCAAAGUGUGGCUAUGUGGGAAAAACACCAAAGGUAUGCUGCCCAGGACCGCAAUGUAAGACUCCUGACGGUAAUCAUGGUACAUGCGUAGGUGUACAUUCUUGCCCACAUUUAGCAGCGAUGGUCAAACAAUCGAUAUCGAAAGAAGAUGUGCAAUAUUUGCAAAAUUCAAUAUGCGAUGGACCAGAACAAUACAGCGUGUGCUGCGGUCCUCUUAAAGAAGAAACUCAGGUUGGCAAUUGCAAGAACAGAAUGAACGCGCUCCCACCAGACCCAAGAACUGAAUGCUGUGGAUUGCGUAGUGGCAAUAAAAUUAUUCGUGGAACAGAAGCAGCAAUCGACGAGUACCCAUGGUUAGCACUAAUAGAAUACGAAAAAGACGGAGUCAUCAAAGCGUUGUGCAACGGAGCACUUAUAAGUGGCAAAUACGUAUUGACGCCUGGACAUUGCGUCGUUGGGCCCAUCUUAAAUGUAGGAACUCCGAAAAAUAUUCGUUUGGGAGAAUACGACACCGUUAACGAUGGUCGCGAUUGUAUUAAUAUAGAAGGAGGCGGUGUGGACUGUACUGAUCCUCCUGUCGUCAUUCCAAUUGAACUUACCAUCCUGCAUCCUCAAAUCGAACUCAAUAGCAGAAAAAACGACAUCGCAUUAAUUAGGAUGAGACAGAAUGCACCUUUUACAGAUUUUAUUCAGCCCAUUUGUCUUCCAACUGUGGACGUCACUGCAUCUCGUUCAGAUGAAGAUAGAUACUAGCCACUAAUUACAGCAGGGUGGAGAACUUUCAAUAACGGUGACCACAGUACCAAUAAUAUACAACACAUUUUUGUUCCAUUCGUCAACAAUACGGAGUGUGCACAAGCAUACAGCAGCCUAAAGCAGAAUAUCACUUUAUGGAACAAACAGUUAUGCUCCGGAGGUGAAAACAAUAUGAAAACUUGUAACGCCCCUAUUGAAGGCCCUCUAAUGUAUAAUGAUGGAAGAAAGUACGAAAUUGUCGGAGUGGAGAA
This is a messenger RNA of Galleria mellonella (greater wax moth), 1313 nucleotides long. Its product is annotated as phenoloxidase-activating enzyme-like. The transcript has 8 exons. The coding region runs from base 112 to 1059 and encodes 315 amino acids. Gene Ontology annotation, molecular function: serine-type endopeptidase activity. Lineage: Eukaryota; Metazoa; Arthropoda; Insecta; Lepidoptera; Pyralidae. Gene Ontology annotation, biological process: proteolysis. The record is from RefSeq and is a predicted model, not a curated record.